CCUCACUCAAAAGAAAACAUAGCGCAAAAUUCGAAGAGAUUUAUAACAUUCUAAGCUCAUACACAUAUCGAUCAUGAAAGAAGUUCAUUUCCUUCUCACACUUGCUGUCCUGGCUUUGGCAAGCUCCAUUGCCUCUGCCUCUGAUCCGAGCCCUCUGCAGGAUUUCUGUGUGGCAGUAGAAGACCCCCACAAAGCUUUGUUUGUGAAUGGGAAAUUCUGCAAGGAUCCCAAGCUUGCCAAGGCUGAAGAUUUCUUCUUUUCAGGACUCAAUGUUCCAAGAGACACAAACAACCCGGUUGGAUCUAAUGUGACACAACUGAAUGUGGACAAGAUUCCGGGACUCAAUACUCUUGGAAUAACAUUGGUUCGCAUUGACUAUGCACCAUACGGCCAAAACCCACCUCACACUCAUCCUCGUGGCUCUGAGAUCCUAGUUGUCGUUAAGGGAACUCUCUACGUGGGCUUUGUGUCAUCGAACCAAGAUGGAAACCGAUUGUUUACCAAGGUAUUGAAAGAGGGAGAUGUGUUUGUAUUCCCGGUUGGUAUGAUUCACUUCCAGUUCAAUCCAGGACACGCUCCAGCAGUUGCAUUUGCUGGUCUUAGCAGCCAAAACGCUGGAACCAUCACCAUUGCAAACUCUGUGUUUGGAUCAGAUCCUGCCAUUAACCCUGAUGUCCUUGCCAAGGCUUUCCAAGUUGACAAGAAUGUGAUUAACAAACUCCAAAAGCAGUUUUGGUAUGACAACAACAACUAAACUAAACACUCUUGAGGAAGAAGUUCAAAAUCCUUGAAUGGAUAAAUCAUUGUUCAACAUUAUUUUUUCCAACACAAUCUUUUGUUUACUAUUUUAUUUUUAUGUUUGUUCUCAUAAUGCAAUAAAUAGCAAUAGUAUGCUCAUGUGUGUAUUGCUCCAAAAUCAUUGAAAAUCAUAGUCUUAUUAUAAGAUUAUCGUACUCGUUUAUAAUAAAAUUAUAGUCUGAAUUAUCA
Molecule: messenger RNA, 987 nt
Organism: Humulus lupulus (European hop)
Lineage: Eukaryota; Viridiplantae; Streptophyta; Magnoliopsida; Rosales; Cannabaceae
Product: germin-like protein subfamily 1 member 17
Exons: 2
Coding region: 74-754 (226 amino acids)
Cellular component (GO): cell wall
Molecular function (GO): manganese ion binding
Source: RefSeq, a predicted model, not a curated record